Molecule: messenger RNA, 681 nt
Organism: Naegleria gruberi
Lineage: Eukaryota; Heterolobosea; Eutetramitea; Acrasida; Naegleriidae
Exons: 2
Biological process (GO): protein insertion into mitochondrial inner membrane from matrix; mitochondrial respiratory chain complex IV assembly
Cellular component (GO): mitochondrial inner membrane
Molecular function (GO): membrane insertase activity
Source: RefSeq, a predicted model, not a curated record
AUUGCAGGAUUACCAUGGUAUGGAGCUAUUAUGGCAACAACCAUUCUAUUCCGUUGUCUGGUUCUUCCUCUUAACAUUGGUCUUACGAGAAAUAGUGCUCGUCUUGAUCAAGUUCGUCCAAUUCUAUUCGAAAAGUCAGAAAUUAUGGCAAGUAAAACUGCAUCUGAAGAAGAAAAGGUACAAGCUGCUGUUGAAUUCCAAGAAACCAUGAAAGAAAACAAAUGCCAUCCUCUCCUCAACAUUAUCUCACCACUCAUCAUGGCUCCAAUGUUUUUAUCAGUUUUCGUCAGUGUUGAAAGAAUUUGCCUUCACGAUCCAGAAUGUAGAGGAACAGGUGGUUUGUGGUGGUUUGAUGACUUGUCGAGUGUUGAUCCUACAGCUACCUUGCCAGUGAUUAGUGCAGUCACUUGGUUGAUUAGUGUGGAAAUGGGAGCUGCUGAGCCAAGAACUGAGACAAUGAGACAAGUAAGAAGUGUUAUGAGAUUUGUUGCAGCUGUCAUGGUGCCAAUUACUGGUGCCUUACCAAGUGGAGUGUUUGUUUAUUGGAUCACUUCGAAUAUUUUCUCAAUGCUUCAAAUUUAUACAUUGAGAUUGCCUGGAGUGAGAAGAUUUUUAGGAAUUCCAGUUAAGGAUCAAAGUGGAACCAAGGAUGAAGAUAAGACUAGAGAUAUUUCAAUGUAA